Messenger RNA from Thunnus maccoyii (southern bluefin tuna), 12140 nucleotides. RefSeq names its product teneurin transmembrane protein 4 (gene tenm4). Gene Ontology annotation, molecular function: cell adhesion molecule binding; protein homodimerization activity; protein heterodimerization activity. Bases 2753 to 9976 code for a protein of 2407 amino acids. Gene Ontology annotation, biological process: heterophilic cell-cell adhesion; neuron development; signal transduction. Gene Ontology annotation, cellular component: neuron projection; membrane. NCBI's taxonomy places the organism in Eukaryota, Metazoa, Chordata, Actinopteri, Scombriformes, Scombridae. The transcript is spliced from 25 exons. The record is from RefSeq and is a predicted model, not a curated record.
GUAAUUGUUACUGAGUGAUGCAUCACACCACCCAGAAUCACCAAACAAUGAUAAAAGAUUAUCAGCUAAGACAUAAACUGAACAAAAGCAUAAACAAACAAGUUAAUUCCACAUUACGUUUAAUUAUUGUUUUUAAGCACUUUGUUUCUAGAGAAAUGCAGCAUAGGAGUGGUGCUAUGUCUCAGUGCUAGAAAUUACUUAUUUCCAACAACUGUUACAACAUAGAAAUUUAGAAUUUUUGUAAUUAAGUUCCUCAUGAUAUGGUUAUUGCACAAAUGUCAUUAUCUUAAAUCCAGACAUGAAAAUAGCUAAAUGUCAUGGCGUGCAGUGCUAAUUUUGACAUCUAAAAUCCGCUUUUGAUAUUCCAGUUAUGCACCAUGUUUACAUUUGUUUCUUACAUAGCUUGGUUUUGAAGAAAUAACACAUUUAAGACUUAUUAAAUUAAGUGUUUUAAAAGAGAUUAAUCAGCCAUAGAUUAAACAUUUUACAUCAAAGGCAUGUAUGGAACUAUGUUAUAUACUCUAUUAUAGGGUUUGUCUUUUUUAAAUGCUCACAGUAUUUGAUGAUUUUGACCAGCGAGGUGAGGGGAAAAAAAGGUUCUGCUCAUCAUAGCUUUCCUUGAAGUGUGCGCUAGUUGAAAAGUGCGCCUCAGAUCAGAGGAAAGAAGCACCGGAAUGCUGGCAGAUGACCCACAGCAAUAAGUGCUGACUUCCUCAGAUUGACUAAGAAGUCUUCUACUACAGUACCUCUGUUCCCUAAUUGGCACAUGGCGUGACCCAACUUCCUGCCAAGAGAUAAGCGAAAGGAGGGCACAACAUGUGCUCAGGACAAAAUGGGCAACGCUACGAAGUACAGUACUCUUGACAGGUCAGUGGCAUCGCUGGAACACAGACGCAGCUUGUCUCUGCCAGUGGCCAUCUCAUUAGAAGUACCUUGUUAUUCCCACAACCUGUCUUCAUUUUGCAGCCAAUUGCAGCAGCCCUCUGAGUGUCAUUGCACAGUGUUCGCAAAGUUUGAGAAGUGAACAAAACAAAAUCAGGAGGCUCUUCACUGGCUCAGGUCCAAUGCUCUGCAUAUCAUAGAUACCAAGAAGGCACUGGAGUAAAUCUUUGGGUGAUGGGAGGGGGAGGGCUCUUCAACCAUUUUCCAUUAGAGGCCUCAGGGAUGGAUGGGAUGAAGAACGGGGCUCACAAAGACGUGAUUACUAGGACACUUGGAACGACACCCUGCCUGGUGACUUUGCAAUGGUUCCGCCAGCAACAUAUACUGACUCUUUUUCCAUUUCGCCAGUCAAUGUAGAGCUACAAAUCAAAAGCAAUGUCUUUCUGUAGCUUACAAAAUGACAAACAAAGCCAUCUGUCUCUUCACUGGUUGUCCUCCACUGACACAGUAAUUUCCACAGGCACUGGACGGACACAGAACAGAUGCUGGUUUUGCAGCUGAACUUCCAUCAUCUUAUGGAAGUUUUUUAUUUGGUUUUCCCUGUUAGCCACACUGUUGCUACCUAUCUUUAUUCAGAAAUCCAUAUUGAUAUUUCCAUAAAUAUGUUGUAGUGUUUAUCUAGCGUGCACAUCCAGUGCUACUUAUAGAGAUCAAAGUGGGGGAAUCGAUGUAAACGACCCAACAAAUACCAUCACCAGACACUAUAGCUUGGUUUGAUCUGCCACUUGUCACAUUCAUAUGGUGGUUUUAGCCAAUUUGAAGUUAGUAACUGAAUCUGAGCAAGUAAAUCUCUCUCUUAUUCUUAGGGGAUCACCACUGGUUUUGAAGUUUAGAGGUUUUGUAAAUCCAUUGCUUACUGAAGCAAUGUAUGGUCUUCUGUUUGUUUUUUGACUGUUAAUCAUAGUCAAACAUAAAUACUAUUGAUUUCCACAAAGAAGCUGCACUACAGUGAUGUGUCAUAUUUCAGUAAUGAUAAUGAUACUAAAAAUACAUAAGUACUAGUUAAGACAUAAGACUAGUUAACAAAAUUCUCCCUCAAAAAAAACACAAAAAAAACACAAACUAUGAGUCCAUUUGAAUUUAGUUUUUGUUCACUUGUUAAUUGGCAAGUUGAUCUAAGUGAAUUAAGUAGGCAGCGACUGUGCUUUUGAACCAAAGAAAAUAAACUGUAAGUGUGAUCAAACUAUGAAUUAAUAUAUGAAAACUUCAGCUAUUAUAAGUUGUCAUAAUUUACACUUGUGUGUCAGUGGUAUAAUAAUAAGGCCGUUAGAUCCUUCAGUCUCAAUAACAAAUCCUUUUUUUUUCUUUCUUUUCUGUUUGUUCAAGUAAUGACAGACACAGAAAAGAAGAAAAUGAAAACACAGUUGAAGAAAACAACAUUGAAAGAACCGUAGAGGUCUCACUUCCAGCUUCGGUCUUUUAAACCUGUCAAAUAAUUCCACUCUUUAUAAUUGAAUUGCGUGGUUAUUUACUUGAGGAGCUUAAGAGAACCAACAAACCAAUAAAAUAGCUAUAUCGAGUUUCUAGGCCUUUUCUGCUGACUGUUGACUUCCGAGGUGGCUUUUGCCUUGCUAAGCACGUCUUGUCCAUUCUCUUAUUGGUGAUCUGUCAUGGUCAGCCCCUCCUCCUCUGUCCUGCACUCACUGCCAUUGUUCCAAAGGACAUUUCUUUUGUCGACCUUGUAAAAUAUCAGCACGCUUCAUCCACUGUGUUCACAUUGAAAUACCCCUGGUGUCUCCCUGCUGAUGCAUUUUUUUCCUUUUGUCCCCUAGUUUUGUAGGGGAAUGAUGGGGUAUAGGGGUUGGAAAAAAUGACCGUGGUCCAUGCCGAUGUUAAGUAUGCCAUGCAUCUUUUUGGAUUAAACUGGCACCUGCAACCCAUGCAGAGACAGAUGUAUCAGCUGUCAGAAGACAAUACAAGUGGCCUACCUUUUCCUACUGACAUGAGCUUGCCACCACUAGGCAACACAGGCUUGGAAAUACCUGAUCGCAAGGGAAAAGAUGACAGCAAAUUGGACAGCUUGUUCCCAGAUGACAGCUAUAUAGAUAUGGGAGAGAUUGACGUGGGGCGCAAGGUCGCUCAGCAAAUUCCUCCGGGUAUCUUCUGGAGGUCCCAGGUCUUCAUUGAUCAUCCCAUGUACCUGAAGUUUAAUGUGUCCCUGAGCAAAGAUGCCUUAGUGGGAAUCUAUGGAAGAAGAGGCCUACCUCCAUCACACACACAGUUUGACUUUGUAGAGCUUUUGGAUGGGCGGCGGCUCCUGGCCCAGGACAUCCACGGUCUGGAGGGGCCUGUGGCUAUGCAGCGGAGCCUGGAACCCAUCACCACACACUACACAGGCUUUAUCCAAUACAUGGACUCGGGCAUCUGGCACCUGGCCAUUUACAAUGACGGAAAAGAAACUGAAACUGUCUCUUUCCUCACCACCACCAUAGAUUCUAUUGAUGACUGUCCCAGUAACUGCUUUGGGAACGGCGAUUGUGUGGCUGGAACAUGCCACUGCUUUUUAGGAUUCAAAGGACCUGACUGUGGGCGAGCUUCCUGUCCAGUGCUAUGCAGUGGGAAUGGUCAAUACCUUAAAGGUCGCUGCAUGUGUCACAGCGGCUGGAAGGGCUCCGAGUGUGACGUUCCCACCAACCAGUGCAUUGACAUCACAUGCAGUAGCCAUGGGACUUGUAUCGUGGGAACCUGUAUCUGCAACCCAGGCUACAAAGGGGAAAACUGUGAAGAAGUGGACUGCCUGGACCCAACAUGCUCAGGCCGAGGGGUGUGUGUCCAGGGAGAGUGCCACUGCUUUGUGGGGUGGGGCGGGCCAGGAUGUGAGAGCCCCAGGGCCUCCUGCAUGGACCAGUGCUCUGGACAUGGAGCUUUCCUGGCAGACGCCGGAACCUGCAGCUGUGAUCCCAACUGGACGGGCCAUGACUGCUCUACAGAGAUUUGUGCAGCGGACUGUGGUGGCCAUGGCAUUUGUGUGUCGGGCACCUGCCGCUGUGACGAUGGCUGGAUGGGCACUGGGUGUGACCAGAGGGCGUGUCACCCUCGAUGCAACGAACAUGGCACUUGCAAGGACGGCAAAUGUGAAUGCAGUCCGGGUUGGAACGGAGAACACUGCACUAUUGAGGGCUGUCCGGGUUUGUGUAAUGGAAAUGGUAGGUGCACUCUGGGUAACAAUGGCUGGUACUGUGUGUGCCAGCUGGGCUGGAGGGGCACUGGCUGUGACACCUCUAUGGAAACUGCCUGCAGUGAUGUCAAGGACAACGAUGGAGAUGGGCUGGUGGACUGCAUGGAUCCAGAUUGCUGUCUGCAGGCGACCUGUCACACCACCUCUCUGUGUGUGGGCUCCCCGGACCCCCUGGACAUCAUCCAGGAAACACAGAUGUCCUCUGCACAGAACAACCUGCAGACUUUCUAUGACCGGGUGCGCUUCCUGGUGGGCAGAGACAGCACCCACGUCAUCCCUGGAGCCAACCCCUUCGAUGGCAACCAUGCUUGUGUCAUUCGUGGACAAGUAGUGACCUCGGAUGGAACACCACUGGUUGGAGUCAACAUCAGUUUCAUCAACAACCCGUCCUAUGGUUACACAAUUACUAGGCAGGAUGGAAGUUUUGACUUGGUGACCAAUGGGGGCAUAGCCAUAGCCCUGCACUUUGAGCGCGCUCCAUUUAUCACCCAGGAGCAUACUCUGUGGUUGCCAUGGGGACGCUUCUUUGUCAUGGAUACCAUCGUCAUGCGGCAUGAGGAGAAUGACAUCCCUAGCUGUGACCUGAGCAGCUUUACCAGGCCAAGCCCCGUGGUGUCCCCAGCUCCGCUCACUGCAUUUGCUGGCUCCUGCACCGAAAGGGGGACCGUCGUACCUGAAAUCCAGUCUCUGCAGGAGGAAGUGCCUAUACCAGGGACUGAUAUGAAACUUGGCUAUUUAAGCAGCAGGACCCCAGGUUACAAGUCAAUACUGAGGGUUACCCUCACCCAUUCCACAAUCCCUUUCAACCUGAUGAAGGUUCACCUCAUGGUGGCUGUUGAAGGCAGGCUGUUCAGAAAGUGGUUUCCUGCAUCCCCCAACCUCUCGUAUGACUUUGUGUGGGACAAGGCUGACGUCUACAGCCAGAAGGUCUAUGGCUUGUCUGAAGCUUUUGUAUCUGUGGGUUUUGAGUAUGAGUCAUGUCCAGACCUUAUUCUAUGGGAGAAGAGGACUGCUGUUCUACAGGGCUACGAAACCACUGCCUCCAAACUGGGCGGAUGGACAAUAGACAAGCAUCAUGCUUUAAAUAUCCAGAGUGGUAUUCUUCACAUGGGCAAUGGGGAGAACGUCUUCAUCUCCCAGCAGCCUCCAGUAAUCGGCAGUGUGAUGGGGAACGGGCGCAGGCGCAGCAUCUCCUGCCCCAGCUGUAAUGGCCUUGCUGACGGAAAUAAGCUGCUGGCCCCUGUGGCUCUGGCCUGUGGCUCAGAUGGAAGUCUGUACGUGGGCGAUUUCAACUAUGUGAGGAGGAUUUUCACCACAGGGAAUGUCACCAGCGUCCUGGAGCUCAGAAAUAAAGACUUCAGGCAUAGCAACAGCCCUGCUCAUAAGUACUACCUGGCCACCAGUGCAGUGAACGGUGCUGUGUACCUCUCGGACACCAGCAGCAGGAAGGUGUUUAAGGUGAAAUCCUUGAAUGUUGUGAAAGAUGUAGCCAAGAAUCUGGAGCUGAUAGCAGGCACUGGUGACCAGUGUCUCCCAUAUGACGACACUCGCUGCGGGGAUGGAGGAAAGGCUGUUGAGGCCACUCUCACUAACCCUAGAGGCAUUACGGUGGAUAAGUACGGUGUAAUCUUCUUUGUGGAUGGGACCAUGAUUCGCAGGAUUGAUCAGAAUGGAAUCAUCUCUACUCUUCUGGGAUUCAAUGACCUGACCUCUGCCCGACCUCUCAGCUGCGAUGCUGUGAUGGACAUCUCUCAGGUGCGUCUUGAGUGGCCCACAGACCUGGCAGUGAGUCCCAUGGACAACUCCCUGUAUGUCCUGGACAACAACGUAGUACUCCAGAUCUCAGAAAAUCACCAAGUCCGUAUUGUAGCUGGCCGGCCCAUGCACUGCCAAGUGCCUGGAAUUGACCAUUUCCUCAUGAGCAAAGUGGCCAUCCAUGCCACCCUGGAGUCUGCCAAUGCCCUAGCUGUGUCCCAUAAUGGCAUUUUGUACAUCGCUGAGUCAGAUGAAAAGAAAAUAAACAGAGUACGACAGGUGUCCACCAAUGGAGAGAUCUCUCUGGUUGCAGGGGCACCUAGCGGCUGUGACUGCAAGAAUGAUGCUAACUGUGAUUGUUACUCUGGAGAUGAAGGCUAUGCCAAGGAUGCUAAGCUGAAUGCACCCUCUUCCUUGGCAGUGUGCCCAGAUGGAGAGCUUUAUAUUGCGGAUCUGGGCAACAUUCGUAUCCGCUAUGUGCGUAAAAACAAGCCCUAUCUGAAUCCCCUCAGCAUGUAUGAGGUAUCCUCUCCCAUUAAUGAUGAACUCUAUCUAUUUGACUCCAACGGCAGCCACAUUUUCACUCAAAGUCUGACUACAGGAGACCACCUCUACAAUCUGACCUACACAGGAGCAGGAGAUCUGAGCAGCAUUACUGAUAAGAACAAAAACAUAGUGACCAUCAGACGAGACACCACAGGAAUGCCUCUAUGGCUGAUGGUCCCUGAUGGACAGACAUUCUGGUUCACCAUUGGUACCAACAAUGCCCUAAAAUCUGUCGCUGCUCAGGGUCAAGAACAGGCUGUAAUGACCUACCAUGGAAGCUCAGGACUUCUAGCAACUAAGACGAAUGAAAAUGGAUGGACAACCUUCUAUGAGUAUGACAGUUAUGGGCGUCUGACUAACGUCACUUACCCCACGGGCCGAGUGAGCAGCUACCGUACAGAUGCCGACAGCUCAGUCCGUAUCCAGACAGAGGGCUCCAACAAAGAGGAUAUCACCGUCACCACCAACCUGUCAGCCUCUGGCACCUUCUACACACUCAUGCAGGAUCAAGUUCGGAACAGCUACUUCAUUGGUCUGGAUGGCUCACUGCGCCUAGUGUUGGCCAAUGGCAUGGAGGUGUCCCUGCACACCGAGCCCCACCUUCUGGCUGGCACAGUCAACCCCACAGUCAGCAAGAGAAAUGUCACCCUGGCCACAGACAACGGCCUUAACUUGGUGGAGUGGAGACAGAGGAAGGAGCAGGCUCGUGGACAGGUCACUGUGUAUGGACGCAGAUUAAGGGUUCAUAACAGAAACCUGCUGUCAUUGGACUUUGAUCGAAUCACCAGAACAGAAAAGGUUUACGAUGACCACAGGAAGUUUACGUUACGGAUCCACUAUGACCAUGCUGGGCGGCCUACACUGUGGGCACCAAGCAGUCGUCUGAAUGGAGUCAAUGUAACCUACUCCCCUGGAGGGCAUGUGGCAGGUAUCCAAAGAGGUACCAUGUCCGUACGCAUGGAGUAUGACCAGAAUGGCAGAAUCACCUCCCAGAUAUUUGCUGAUGGUAAAUCCUGGAGCUACACUUACCUUGAGAAGUCCAUGGUACUGCUGCUUUAUAGCCAAAGGCAGUAUAUCUUUGAAUUUGACAAAAACGACCGACUGUCGUCUGUGACCAUGCCUAACGUGGCAAGGCAGACCCUGGAGACCUCCCGCUCCAUUGGCUACUACAGAAACACCUACCGCCCUCCUGAAGGUAACGCUUCAGUGCUCCAGGAUUAUAGUGAGGAAGGCCAGUUGCUGCAGACCACCUACCUGGGCACAGGCCGCAGGGUCAUCUACAAAUAUGGCAAGCUUGCCAAGCUGCUGGAGAUUCUGUAUGACACCACACGCAUCGGCUUCUCCUAUGACGAAGUGGCAGGCAUGCUGAAGACAGUCAACCUGCAGAGUGAGGGCUUCACCUGCACCAUCCGCUACCGCCAGAUUGGCCCACUGAUUGACAGGCAGAUUUUCAGAUUCAGUGAAGAGGGCAUGGUCAACGCCAGAUUUGACUAUGUUUAUGACAACAGUUUCCGUGUCACUAGCAUGCAGGCUGUCAUUAAUGAAACACCGCUACCAAUUGACUUGUAUCGCUAUGAUGAUGUGUCUGGCAAAACAGAGCAGUUCGGCAAAUUUGGAGUAAUCUAUUAUGACAUAAAUCAAAUUAUCACCACUGCAGUGAUGACCCACACCAAACACUUUGAUGCUUAUGGCCGGGUGAAGGAGGUCCAAUAUGAAAUCUUUCGCUCACUCAUGUACUGGAUGAUGGUGCAGUAUGACAAUAUGGGACGUGUGGUGGCCAAGGAGCUGAAAGUCGGCCCUUAUGCCAACACCACACGGUACACGUAUGAGUAUGAUGCUGAUGGUCAACUCCAGGUGGUGUCCAUCAAUGACAAGCCUCUGUGGAGGUACAGCUAUGACCUGAAUGGCAACUUGCACCUCCUCAGCCCUGGCAACAGCGCACGUCUAACGCCAUUACGUUAUGACAUCAGAGACCGCAUUACUCGCUUGGGAGAUGUCCAGUACAGGAUGGAUGAGGAUGGUUUCCUCAAGCAGCGAGGGAACGACUACUUUGAGUACAACUCAGCCGGUCUGCUGGUUAAGGUGUACAACAAAGUGAGCGGUUGGAGCAUCAGAUACCGUUAUGAUGGCCUAGGCAGGAGGGUGUCCAGCAGGAGCAGCAUGGGCCACCACUUGCAAUUCUUCUAUGCUGACUUGUCUAGCCCCACUCGGGUCACCCAUAUGUACAACCACUCCAGCUCCGAGAUCGCCUCGCUUUACUAUGACCUGCAGGGACACCUGUUCGCCAUGGAGCUAAGCAGUGGGGAUGAGUUCUAUGUGGCCUGUGAUAACAUAGGUACCCCUCUGGCUGUGUUCAGUGGCUCAGGCCUCAUGAUCAAGCAGGUGCUCCACACGGCAUUCGGAGAGGUUUACCUUGACACCAACCCCAGCUUCCAGCUCAUAAUUGGCUACCAGGGAGGCCUAUAUGAGCCUCUCAGCAGACUGGUCCACAUGGGCCGAAGGGACUAUGAUGUUCUUGCUGGCCGCUGGACAACACCUGACCAUGACAUCUGGAAACGUCUCAACAGCAACCACAUUGUGCCAUUCAACUUGUAUAUGUUCAAGAAUAACAAUCCUCUCAGCAACAAUGAAGAGAUAAAGUGCUACAUGACCGAUGUGAACAGCUGGUUGGUGACCUUCGGCUUCCAACUGUACAAUGUCAUCCCUGGCUAUCGCAAACCAAACACAGACACCAUGGAGCCAUCCUACGAGUUAGUCCGCACCCAGAUCAAGACACAAGAGUGGGAUAGCACCAAGUCUUUACUGGGUGUUCAGUGUGAAGUUCAGAGGCAGCUGAAGGCCUUUGUGAAGCUGGAGCGUUUCGGCCAGAUCUACAGAGCCAAAAGUGCCGGUUGUCCUCAGACCGAAGACAAGAAGAAAUUUGCCUCUGGUGGCUCCAUCUUCGGAAAGGGGGUGAAGUUUGCUAUCCGAGAUGGUCGCAUCGGCACUGACAUCAUCAGCUUAGCCAACGAGGACGGGCGUCGCAUGGCUGCGGUUCUGAACGAUGCAUUCUAUCUUGAAGACCUCCACUUCACUAUCGCUGGAGUGGACACCCACUAUUUUGUCAAACUGGGCUCAGUGGAGGGAGACCUGUCCCUCAUUGGGAUGACGGUGGGCCGCCGCACACUAGAAACCGGUGUCAAUGUGACGGUGUCUCAGGUCAACACUGUUCUCAAUAGCAGGACUAGGCGCAUUACUGACAUCCAGCUCCAGUAUGGCGCGCUGUGUCUGAAUACGCGUUACGGCAGCAGUGUGGAUGAGGAGAAAGCUCGUGUGUUGGAGCUGGCCCGACAGAGAGCUGUCGUCCAGGCUUGGGCACGUGAGCGCCAGAGACUGAGGGAUGGAGAGGAGGGCUCGCGAACCUGGACUGAGGGAGAGAAGCAACAGCUCCUGGGCUCAGGGAAGGUGCAGGGCUAUGACGGAUACUACGUGGUUUCAGUUGACCAGUACCCUGAGCUGGCAGACAGUGUCAACAACAUUCAUUUCAUGAGACAGAGCGAAAUGGGCCGAAGGUGACAUGAACACGAGGCUCUGGAGUGACAGACUCAGAUGUAGGACAUGGGACUUCUUGCCAAAGACAGUUGUGUACAUGACCACUUUCUUUUUCUUUGACUGUGCUCAACUUGGUUUUUAAUAUACGGAAAAAGAAAAUAAAACAUGGUUGCAAUCAGUUGCACUGUAUUAAUAGAAGAGUGUCCUUCUCCUUUUGAAGAUUCUUUAACAGUCUUUGCCCUCCAAGUGCGGCUGCUAGAGGAUGAAAAUUUGCGAUGUCUGUGACUUAUUUUUGUGACUCCAUUUCCUCGUCCCUGUUGGUGAUUCUGUUCAAAGGAACCCAAGAGGAGUAUUGGUAAUGCAUUAUGUUCACUGGCUCACCCUGCUGCCAGACUUGCAGAUUGUUAUUCACAAGCUUGCUCCAUUCUGCCUUUUCUGCGCCUCAGCCAAGGAGAUUCCUUCUCUUUUAAUCACUUCUUUUUUAUACUUGAAACCCUCAUAGCCCCAGUCAUCCAUAAAUAAUGAGAGAGAUUUCUGUUGGCGGUAGAGCCCUUCAUCAAAACCCCAGCUCAACUUGUCAAAGCACCUUCAUUUGUGUGAUGUCUUGUAAUUUUUUAAGAGGAGGCUUGAUACUCAUCCGUGGUCUUAGCUUGGAAGGCUUCAGCGCACCCUGACUGUGCAUGUUGAUGGCCUUCCUUAUGAACUACAAAAUUAGCAAAACUGCUUAAUCAAGCUUAAAUUGUAUGGUAAAGCCAACAAAGGGAUAUGAGGUCACUUUUUUAUUUUGUGUGCAUUUUUUCUUUUCAAAGGAAGAAAAUGAAAACAGAAUAAAUUGUUCUCUGCUCCUUUUUAUUUGACUGUGGUCAGACAACUCGAUUAUGAAAAUAGAGAAGAGCCAACCCUGUAAGAAAAUACUGUGGAUUAAUGUCUGUAUUACACAACAAAGGGUAUUUUACAGGAAUGGUUUUGAAUUACGUUUUAGUUUUGUUUUAUAAAUAGCUAUAUGAAUUAACAGUAUAACAAAUGUGAACUUAAAAAAUGUGAACUAUUGUCCCUUUUAUUGUUAAUUGUUGUACUUGAACAAUACUUAAGGGUGUUUCAACACAUGGAAUAAACUAUGAAAGGUGGUUUAGUUAAAUCAGUUACUGUGUUUUUAAUUAGACCAACAACUUUUUACUCAUCUCAAUUGCAUAUGAAAGGCAGUGUUUGUUUAUCAAUGAGCUUUAGUCAGUAUUCCUCACCACAGUGUCCAAUGAAAUAAAGCUUGGGAUGAAAAUAUUUUUAAAAAGUGAGACUACAAGGAUGGUUAAAGAAACCAGUCUCGUCAGUGAUACAUACUACAUUAAUAUAUUGGCUGCUGAGAUAGAUAGGCUUUGCAUUGUAUUGUGGGUGAGAUGAAAGAUACAAAUUGCCUUUGCCCUAAGGGCUGCCCGCAGGUCAACAUCGAAAGUGCUUUCACUCUCCAGAAUAGGGCUCCACUUGGUCCCAUGGCUGGUUGAAAUGCGUUAGACCUGCAGGUGUACUAGUUCCCGUUUACAGACUAAAGGUCGUCAAUACACGACAACCUUGGAAAUGGACACAUUCUAGCUCCUAUAUCUCCAUGUCCUCCUCAAUGGUGACGGCAAAGGACAAUUUACAUCUGCUCAUUUGAAAAUGUCAUGUGAAAAACUCAAGUCAAGACUAUUUUGGAAAUUGUGUCAUUGAGUUGACUUCUGGUACUUUUUGAACUAUGCCAAGCCACUGCACACGCUUGACUUUCUUAUCGUUUUUCCAUCAAACACAUGAACUUGUUUAUGUGUGUAGGGGUUGUGGGAGCAUGAUUGAGUGUCUCAAUCUGUACAAACGUUAAAACAAACAGUACACAAAUUUUUUUCUGCUGUUGGUUGAUUCAGUGAGGUUUUGUUUCCAAAAAAAUAUGUAUGUUCAACAUAAUAUGAAUGAAGGAUAUUUGCAUUGUGGAAUAUUGCACUGAGAACUGUUCGUCAUAAGCGUCAUAAGACUGUAUCUUUUUCUAAAGUUUUGGACUCAUUUUGAGUUUUGGUUUGUUCUCAACACUGUGUUUUUAAGGCUUCUCUUUGACCAUGUAAAUAUGAAGACAUCAAAGUAAGCUGUAAAUAAAAUGCAAAUGUAGAUACCUCUUAGAGCUACAUCAGUGACCCUGUGUAGUCUUAAGGUAGAAAAAAAAUAA